Xyrauchen texanus (razorback sucker) is the source of this 5235-nucleotide messenger RNA. RefSeq names its product calcium channel, voltage-dependent, alpha 2/delta subunit 4b (gene cacna2d4b). Gene Ontology annotation, cellular component: voltage-gated calcium channel complex. The transcript has 38 exons. Gene Ontology annotation, molecular function: voltage-gated calcium channel activity. The record is from RefSeq and is a predicted model, not a curated record. The coding region runs from base 544 to 3849 and encodes 1101 amino acids. Lineage: Eukaryota; Metazoa; Chordata; Actinopteri; Cypriniformes; Catostomidae.
UUGGGUUAUGGAGGAUUGGUCGCUCUGGAAGUGAAUAUCAACAGCAGCACUGUCUAAACUGCUCAGCGCUUCCUAUUGGAUUCCCAAGGUGUUUUAGUGUUGAUGUAUGGAUUAUCACAGGGAUUAUUGCUUGUGAAGAACCAUGGAACUUUGCAGAGCAUCUGUCAGAUGUGAUGCAGAGGAUAUAAUGGAGCAUAUGUUAACAUAUUGACAUUGAGUUUACUUUAAGGUACUUGGAUUAUCUGUAUCAUCCGCAUAAUGAGAAGUGUUGAUUACUCCAUGAAGCUCAGUGUUAGUUUGGGGAAAGUUUCUGGAAGAUCUGAGCAUGAAUAGGAGUCUGCUGAUGUGAAACAAGGCCUUCCAGGAACAUUUGGAUGUACAAACAAUACAACUGAUGUGGCGCUCAGAGACACACCUGAUAACAUCGAGGCCAACUUGAAAAAGUCUAUUUUGAAACAAGUGAAUAGAAGUCAGGCUACAAUUUCAGUACCACUGGAGUAGAGGAUUCUGGGCGUCUGUUUCUCAUGACUGUUCACCGUAAAGAUGUGUGUGGAUGUGAGCAUCAUAUGUCACAGAAGAGGGUCUUCUUGGGUUACGUUCUUCAUAGUCUACACAGGCAUGCUUUGUGUCUUCACACAUGCUCAAAUGAAGAUUCCACCUGAAACGGUUCAAAAAUGGGCCAUUACUCUUUCAGAGAAAAUAAACGCCUUUGCAUCAAAAUAUUCAGGAGCUGCUCUGUUACAAAAGAAACUUAAAGAUGUUGAGCCCAUCAUUAGAAUAGAGGAGGUGGAUGGAGCACGCUUAGUUCAAGACUUUUCUGACGAAAUUGAGAGAAUGCUUGGAAGCAAGAUGAAGUCUGUGAAGAGACUGGCAGACAUUGCUGAGGAUGCUGAUUUAUAUCAUGAGUUUAAUGCAUCUUUACAGUUUGACUAUUUCAAUGCAUUAUUGGUGAAUACUAUGGAUGAAGAGGGAAAUUUCAUCGAGCUUGGAGGUGAAUUUCCAUUGGAGGAGAAUGAGCAUUUCAACAAACUUGCAGUCAACACUUUAAUGAGCGACAUUCAAGUUCCAACCAAUGUCUACAACAAAGAUCCAGACAUUCUUAACGGCGUGUACAUGUCUGAGGCCUUGAACGAUGUUUUCAUUAGUAACUUCCAAAAGGACCCAACGCUUACAUGGCAAUAUUUUGGCAGCUCAUCAGGCUUCUUCAGACUCUAUCCAGGGAUCAAAUGGACCCCCGAUUCUAAUGGCGUUGUUGCUUUCGACUGCAGAAACAGAAACUGGUAUAUCCAGGCUGCCACGUCUCCUAAGGACAUCAUCAUUUUGGUUGAUGUCAGUGGCAGCAUGAAAGGUUUAAAAAUAACCAUUGCCAAACACACCAUCAACACUAUCCUGGACACGCUUGGGGAAAAUGACUUUGUCAAUGUUAUUGCAUACACUGAUUAUGUCCGCUACGUGGAGCCCUGUUUUAAGGGGACAUUGGUUCAGGCAGACUUGGACAACCGAGAGCAUUUCAAGCUGCUUGUGGAACAACUCCAUGUGAAGGGGGAGGCUAAAGUUAAAAAAGCAAUGAAGGAGUCUUUCCGCAUCCUAGCUGACGCCAGAGCAAAUGGUCAGGGCAGCCUGUGUAACCAAGCAAUAAUGCUGAUCACAGAUGGGGCCAUGGAAGACUUUCAAUCAGUGUUUGAAGAGUUCAACUGGCCCGACAAGAAGGUACGGGUUUUCACUUACCUUAUUGGCAGAGAUAUGACCUUCUCAGAAAAUGUAAAAUGGAUUGCCUGUAACAAUAAGGGUUAUUACACUCACGUCUCAACACUUGCUGACGUACAAGAGAAUGUUAUGGAGUAUCUUCAUGUUCUUAGUCGACCAAUGGUCAUCAACCAUGAUCAUGACAUAAUCUGGACUGAGGCGUAUAUGGACAGUGUGCUGUUCAAAAGUAUGGCUCACAGUCUGCUGCUCAUGACCUCAGUGGCCAUGCCAGUGUUCAGUAAGAAGAAAGAGACACUUUCUCAUGGCAUACUGCUUGGAGUGGUUGGAACUGACAUCCCCCUGUUGGAAGUGAUGAAACUAGCCCCUAGAUAUAAGCUUGGAACUCAUGGGUACGCCUUCCUCAUCACAAACAAUGGAUACAUACUGGCCCAUCCUGAUCUGAGACCUCUGUACAACGAUGGGAAGAAGUUGAAACCGAAGCCCAAUUACAACAGUGUGGAUCUGUCAGAGGCCGAGUGGGAGGACACUGAGGACAGUUUGAGAACAGCCAUGGUGAAAGGAGAGACAGGUACUUUGGCUUUAGAUGUAAGGGCAGCUGUGGAUAAAGGGAAAAGGCCCUUGUUCCUGAAAAAUGAUUAUUUCUACACAACCAUCAACGAGACUCCAUUUAGUUUUGGGAUGGUGCUUACAAGAGGCCACGGGCAGUACAUGUUCUUUGGGAAUGUUUCUGUGGAAGAGGGUCUUCAUGAUCUCCAGCAGCCCGAUCUCUCGAUAGCGGCUGAAUGGACGUAUUGCGAGACAGAUAUUGACCCACACCACCGUAAGCUCACUCAGCUCCAGGCCAUGGUCCGAUACCUGACUGGCAAAGAGCCAGACUUGGAGUGUGAUGAGAUCCUGCUACAGCAAGUUCUUUUUGAUGCAGUGGUUACAGCUCCACUGGAAGCCUACUGGACAACGCUAGCGCUAAACGGCCCCGGUGUAGAUGAAGGCAUGGAGACUGCUUUCCUUGGAACCCGCUCUGGGCUCAUGCGUGUCAUCAGAUAUGCAGGAAGUGAGAAACAAGUGGGAAAAAAGUUCUUGACCACUGUGGACAAAGAGAACCUGUUCACUCUCGACCACUUUCCCAUCUGGUAUCGUCUGGCAGCUGAGAACAAACCUGGACAAUUCUUUUUUUAUGUCCCACAGGAUGAUGUAAACAAAGGCAGGAACACUUUUGUGGCAGUAACAUCUGUGACAGUGACUGAGGGAAAAAGAACAGCACUUGCCGGAGCUAUUGGAAUGCAAGCAUCCCUGGACCUGCUGGAGGGACUGUUACUGUCUAUUGCCAAACAACCAAAUGACACAGAUUGCAGUGAUGUGGACGGUAUGUGUCCUCUCAGCUGUGAGGGCAUUGAUGUCAACUGUUACAUUGUUGACAAUAAUGGCUUCAUACUCGUCUCAAAGGAAAGAGGUGAUGUUGGUAAAUUCUUUGGGGAAGUAGAUGGGUCGGUCAUGGCUCAGUUACUCAAAUCAGGCCUGUAUAAAAGGGUGACAUUGUAUGACUACCAGGCAAUGUGUAAAAAUACUCACCAUCACGCCAGCGGAGCUCGACCACUGUUUAGUCCAUUCUAUGGUCUAGUGGCGCUACUAAAGUGGUUCUUCUCAAAUUUCAUGAUGUUUUUACUGGAGUUUAACAUCUGUGGACUUUGGCAUAAUGACUAUGUAGUGGAUGCUAAGGCUGUGUAUCAUGCAACACACAAACAGAAGAAGCAGGAACUAGUGCAGCCUUGUAACACAGAGUAUCCUGGCUUCAUGUAUGACACCUCUAUCAGAGAGACUAACAGCAUCAUUAAAUGUGGCCGUUGUCAGAAGAUGUUUGUCCUAAAGCAGGUUCCUAACAGUAACCUUGUCAUGCUAGUUGUCCAGGCUGACUGUGAUUGCUCUCGACAAUACGCCCCCAUCACUCUCAUGCCCAAGGAGGUCAAAUAUAACGCCACAGUUAAGUGCAAUCGGAUGAAAUCUCAGAAGAUUCGCAGACGACCAGAAUCUUGUCAUGCUUAUCAUCCUCAUGAAAAUGCCAAGGACUGUGGUGGAGCAAGUGAAAUCGCCAUAUCUCUUAAACUGUUCUUCAUUUGUUUGGUCACCUCAUUGGCCCUACGCUGAUAAAAAAGCAAAAAGCAAACCUCAUCCUUCUGCCAUGACUGCUGUUCUACAGUAGUCCCAAGGACAACUAAAGUUCAAACAAAAAAAACAAGAUACAGUUUACACUAAACAGUUUUUGUAGCCAAACACAGCCAGGCCAAACUUGCUUCAUACGGUCUCCUACUGGACUCCUUGUGUGACACUACACAGCACUGCACUGAUUAUAUUUGUCAGUUCUCAAUGGGAGCAAUUAGAUUUUCUCUUGUGACUUGAUGUUAUACAUCAAAUCUGCUAUUCUUUUAAUUGUUUAUAGUAUGUUCAAGAUUAUGGUGAAAAUCUCCAAGAUGCAGCAAAUGUAGAGCAGCUGCUUAAUGUUUUUAAAAAAAAAAAUUGGUAACAUUUUACAAUAAGAUUUCAUUUGUUAACAUUAGUUAAAGCAUUAGGUGUCAUGAACAGACAGUUAACAAUCUUUUACAGCAUUUGUUACUGUUAGUUAAAAAAUAUAUUUGUUCAUUGUUAGUUCAUAGUGCAUUAUCUAAUGUAACUUUCGAUUUUAAAAAUGUAUUUGUACAUGCUGAAAUUAACAUUAACAUUAAUAAAAGCAGUAAAAGUAUUGUUCAUAGUUAGUUUGUUAACUAAUGUUAACAAAUGUUAUCUUAUUUUAAAAUGUUACCCUUAUUUCAUAUAUUUUGUAUGACGCACAGUUUAAUUUGAAUGUUGUUAAAAUAUGACCUGUAGUCUUUAAGCAUAGCUUGACAGUAAAAGAAAAAAUAUAUAUGGUAUAACAGAUAUGGUGGGUUUAGUUUGUAUAUUUGAUUAAAAAGUGGAGCAAGUAUAAACCAAUUCUCAAUUUAUUUAUUUAUACUUAAUCACUCAUCCCACAAUGUAAAAUCAGAGAAAGCUGAAACAGUUGUUUCACUACACUUGCAUUUUCUAAAGGUGCUUUCAAGGCAGCAAAAAAGUAUUAUAGUUUUAGGCAAAAUAUAAGGAGGUGGUGAUGAUGAAGAUAAUAUUUAAUUUACAUGGAUAAAUAGACAAAAGCAAAAAAGACCAAUCACCAUUCAGUAUACAAAUAUAUUUAGAGGAAACAGCACAAAGAAUUCAGGUGGUUUGAGACAUGAGUUAUUUUUAACCUGACACAGCAUCUAAAACAAUGCAGCUCAAUGGUUAAAGAUAGCCACCUAGUGCAAGUUUACAUAAAAUAUAACAAUUAUAAGGUCCUAAGUCCAAAUUCUAAGCUAAUAAGCAACAUAUAUUUUGUCUCAAGUGAGUAGUUUUUAUUUCUUAAUAGCUGUUCCGAUUGAAAGGGUUAAAAGGAAAACUAUCAGCAUGGGUCACAAGCUGACAGUUCUUGGUAAUCGGUUUCAGCCCAGAAAGUCCAUAAAAUCCUCUCACUGACUUAUACUG